Molecule: messenger RNA, 3236 nt
Organism: Condylura cristata (star-nosed mole)
Lineage: Eukaryota; Metazoa; Chordata; Mammalia; Eulipotyphla; Talpidae
Gene: CA10
Product: carbonic anhydrase X
Exons: 10
Coding region: 968-1954 (328 amino acids)
Molecular function (GO): carbonate dehydratase activity; zinc ion binding
Source: RefSeq, a predicted model, not a curated record
CCGCCCCCACCUUCCCCUGGGGCCUGGGAGAGCGCGGCGCUGGGCGAGUGCGCGCGCGCGGCUUCACUGGGAAAGCUCGUUCAGUGGCAGCGGCGGAGAGUCGCGGGCAGAGAGUGUUCUGGAGCCCAGCAAAAGCCUCCGAAGUGCCCGAGCUUCUCGAAAGAAAAGCAGAAUAAGAGAAAGCGAAGAAGAGCCGUCUGUUCCCCCCAAAGCCCGGUUUCCCGUAGUCUCAGACUCUCUCGGAGCCGGGCAGAGGCGCAGUUGGCAGCGGCCACUGCUGGUACCCGGACUUGGAAAAACGGCUUUUCCCCCUUUCGGGAGGAGGGAGGUGAGGGACUUGCAGGCGAGAGUUGCACCCGUUCUAGGAACCUGCAGAGAGAACUCAGAGCCUCCCCGAAGCUGGAGAAGGGCCCCGAAGUGGAGCAGACACCCUCUGACCAUGCCCCGGUGAGGGGGGCAGACUUCGAGGGCAACUUGUCGCGGACUGCCUGGGCUUUGCCAGAGAGCUACGAGCAGCCGGGGGCCCUGAACUGAUCGACGCGGCCCGGCGGGGGGCUAUCGUCUAUGUCUUCUUGGGGCGCCAGGCGGAUCGGGGUCUCGUUUCUGCAGGAAGAGCCCAGAGCUGGUGGCUUCAGGUGGCUGCUGCCGCCGCUGCUGGUGCUGUUUCCGCCGCUCGUGCUAGGAGCUGAGACCGGCGAACGGGGAGACCUCCGGAGCAGCGAGGCAUCGGACAUGUGUCAGCACAUCUGGGGCGCACACCAGUCGAGCCCGAGGGGAGAUUUGCCGGAACAAUUCAAACUGCGAUAUUGAUCUUGGGGGUGACCGUCCCUGGCCGGCUGUCGGGUGGGAGUGCGAGUGUGCGCUCUCUCGGAAGUGUGUGCGUGUGUAUGUGUGUGUGCCGUGUCGGGCUCCCCCCUUCCCCCCCUGUUUUCCCGUCGAGUGAUGCACUUGGAAUGAGAAUCAGAGGAUGGAAAUAGUCUGGGAGGUGCUUUUUCUUCUUCAAGCCAAUUUCAUCGUCUGCAUAUCAGCUCAACAGAAUUCACCAAAAAUCCAUGAAGGCUGGUGGGCAUACAAGGAGGUGGUUCAGGGAAGCUUUGUUCCAGUUCCUUCUUUCUGGGGAUUGGUGAACUCAGCUUGGAAUCUCUGCUCUGUGGGGAAACGUCAGUCACCAGUCAACAUAGAGACCAGUCACAUGAUCUUCGACCCCUUUCUGACACCCCUUCGCAUCAACACUGGAGGCAGGAAGGUCAGCGGCACCAUGUACAAUACUGGGAGGCACGUGUCCCUUCGCCUGGACAAGGAGCACCUGGUCAACGUUUCCGGGGGGCCCAUGACGUACAGCCACCGGCUGGAGGAGAUCCGGCUGCACUUUGGGAGUGAGGACAGCCAGGGCUCAGAGCACCUCCUCAAUGGACAGGCCUUCUCCGGGGAGGUGCAGCUCAUCCACUAUAACCACGAGUUAUAUACAAAUGUCACAGAAGCUGCAAAGAGCCCAAACGGAUUGGUGGUAGUUUCUAUAUUUAUAAAAGUUUCUGAUUCAUCAAAUCCAUUUCUUAAUCGAAUGCUCAACAGAGAUACUAUCACAAGAAUAACAUACAAAAAUGAUGCAUAUUUACUACAGGGACUUAAUAUAGAGGAACUAUAUCCAGAGACAUCUAGUUUCAUCACUUACGAUGGGUCGAUGACUGUCCCACCCUGCUAUGAAACAGCAAGUUGGGUCAUAAUGAACAAGCCUGUCUACAUCACCAGGAUGCAGAUGCAUUCUUUACGCCUGCUCAGCCAGAAUCAGCCAUCUCAGAUCUUCCUGAGCAUGAGCGACAACUUCAGGCCUGUCCAGCCACUCAACAACCGCUGCAUCCGCACCAACAUCAACUUCAGCUUACAGGGGAAGGACUGUCCAAACAACCGAGCCCAGAAGCUUCAGUAUAGAGUAAACGAAUGGCUCCUCAAGUAAGGAACUAAGCCAAGGAGAAUCCCACCUCAGUGAAAUGCUACAACUGUGAAUUGACGUAACCUAGAAUGUCCCCCUUCUUCUCUCUCCUUCCUCCCCUCAAGCCUCAUUCUCUCUUUGGAUUGGCCCUUUCUUCAUGAAAAGUGUCUGCAAACCAUGACAAAAGAACACAUCUCUUACACACACGCACCCACACACACACACACACACACACACUAGCACACACAUACACACACAUGCAAACAUUCCUACACACAUGCACACUCACACCACCGCCAAGAUGGGAAGUCAAGUUGCAGAAACAAACAUAACAGGUCUUAGAAGAAAAUAACCAGUUAACCUGAUCACAAUUUUGAUACAGUUUUCCUGAACUAAUAAAUCUACUCAAUGAGACUUCUCAGCCUUUGUAUAUACAAAAUUCUUCCGAGAGAGAGAAGAGAAAGCACAGCUCCAACAGCAUCAAGUGGACUUUGUUCUUUGCAUCACAUAAUCUUGAAUAGUGUCCUAGGAUCCUGAGGGUGCUGAAGACCGAUGAACCAGGACAAAGGUGGCCCAGGACACUGAUUUCUAGAUUAUGAUUCUUCUGUUUACUCCACAAUUCAAAAGAAAAAAAAUAAAGACAGACAUUGAAAACUUACACAUUGUGUAUAUAUAUAUCACCACAAACUAUAAAGAAAUGGAAAUAUUUCCCCUCUUUGUCACAUAUCUGUAGUAGGAUUUGCCAAGAUCAGAAUUGAUCCAUUUGCUGUUUCUUGUUUUCCAAAGGUCAUACAUUGUGUUUGGUUAUUGUUAACAGCUCAAUAAAUGUGUUGAACGAGUUAAUUUCCUUUUUCUGGCUUUGGUCUGUUCUCCUUCCUUACAGGCUAAGCCCUGACCCCAUGCAACUGCAUUCUUUGAUUUCAUUUAUUCCUUCAUCUACAUGUUUGGUUCAUUUGCAGCCAGUUUUCACUGAGUUUGUGGCAAUCAGGAAUGCAUUUGCUAAGCAAGUAUAACUUUAAUUCCACUCCAUGGCUCCAUCAUCCAUACAAGGUGAGCUUCAGCCUGACAUAGCAGGCAACAGAGUUCUUGCAUUUCAAAACUGCCAUCCCCCUACCCCUGUGAUGCUCCCUUGAAGGAAUGCACUUUGCCUUGUAAAUUCCUGGGAAAGGGGUGUCUUUUCUCUCCAGGUGCAGCCAGAUAUCACAAAGUACAAACGAAUGCCUUUCUUUUCUUGUUUAUAAUGGUCACUCACUGUGUUUGGUUACUGUCAAGAAAUCAAUAAAUGUGUUUAACAAGUUACCCAGUA